This is a messenger RNA of Endocarpon pusillum Z07020, 624 nucleotides long. RefSeq lists its product as uncharacterized. The record is from RefSeq and is a predicted model, not a curated record. NCBI's taxonomy places the organism in Eukaryota, Fungi, Ascomycota, Eurotiomycetes, Verrucariales, Verrucariaceae. Bases 1 to 624 code for a protein of 207 amino acids. The transcript is spliced from 4 exons. Gene Ontology annotation, molecular function: heme binding; oxidoreductase activity, acting on paired donors, with incorporation or reduction of molecular oxygen; monooxygenase activity.
AUGUCUAGCAAUCUGGCUGGCUUCCAUGCACCUAUCCGCUAUGGUAGGACUCUGACCUAUGCCCUAUUCGAUCUGUGCCUUCACCCCGAAUACUUAGAACCACUCCGCCAGGAGAUACAUGAUAAUUGUACCGAAGAAGACGGGCUUGUAUCUGACGCCGAUCUUCUCCUUCUCGACAGCUUCCUCAAGGAGUCAAGUCGGCUCAACGGUUCCGAAACCAUCAGCUUGAGGCGCAAGGCUCUCAAGAACUUCAACUUUUCCGACGGCGCGCACAUCACGGCAGGCGAUUCGGUCUGCGUACCUUUGAGAGCCAUGGGCCGCGAUCCCGCACAUUUCAACGAUGCACACACCUUUGACGGAUUCAGGUUCGCACCCAAGCCAGGAGCACGGAGAGGAAUCAAGUAUACGGAGAACAGUCCUUUAUAUCCUUAUUGGGGCUAUGGAAAGGAGUCGUGUCCAGGCAGGUUCUAUGCCGCAGUGGCGAUCAAGACCACGCUGGUGUACAUGCUGAGAAACUAUGACUUCAAAUUAGCAGAUGAAACUGCUCCGAGGACGUUCUCCUGGCGCACGACAAUCAUCCCACGUUCCUCGACUAAGCUACUGAUCCGUCGCCGCGAGGUGUGA